AAGCCUCGCAUUUCAAUUAUAGUCACUCACUCGUUGUUCUCUAUCCCAGCGAAGAGUGAGGCCACUUCUUCCAUCGAUUCGACGGCGUGGAACUCCGGCACACGGCAGUUUCUUCCAUCGAAGCCGCUUGCAGUUCUUACGAUCUGACAAUGUGGAGACUCAAGAUCGCGGAGGGCGGCAGCCCCUGGUUGCGCACAACCAACAAUCACGCCGGCAGACAGGUGUGGGAGUUCGAUCCCAGCCUCGGCACGCCCGAGGAAAUCGAGGAGGUGGAGAAGGCGCGAGAAGCAUUCCGCGAGAGCCGGUUCGAGAAGAAAAACAGCGCCGAUCUGCUUAUGCGGAUGCAGUUUGCAAAGGAGAAUCCACUUGAGAUGGACUAUCCUAUCAUCAGGAUUCAAGAUGAUGAAGAUGUCACGGAAGAAGCUCUAGUCACUUCCUUAAGAAAGGCAAUUAGCAUUUUUUCUACUCACCAAGCACAUGAUGGACACUGGCCUGGGGAAUUUGCAGGCCCAAUGUUUUUUUUGCCAGGAUUGAUAAUAACUUUCCAUGUUACUGGAACUCUAAAUACUGUUCUGACACCUGAACACCAGAAGGAGAUCCGUCGUUAUCUCUACAACCAUCAGAACAGAGAUGGAGGGUGGGGUUUUCAUAUUGAGGGUAAGAGUACUAUGUUUGGUUCGGCGUUGUGUUAUGUUACUUUAAGGUUGCUUGGACAAGAACCUGAUGAUGGAGAUGGGGCAAUGGAAAAAGGGAGAGAAUGGAUCUUAGACCAUGGAAGUGCUACUUGUACAACAUCAUGGGGAAAGAUCUGGUUAUCUGUGCUUGGAGUGUUUGACUGGUCUGGUAACAACCCUUUGCCACCAGAAAUGUGGUUAUUGCCAUACUUUGUACCUUUUCAUCCAGGACGAGUGUGGUGCUAUUGCAGGAUGAUUUACUUGCCCAUGUCAUAUAUAUACGGGAAAAGAUUUACUGGCCCAAUUACCCCAAUAAUAUUAUCACUAAGAAAUGAGCUAUUCCAUUGCCCAUAUGACCAGAUAGAUUGGAAUCAGGCUCGUAAGGAAUGCGCAAAGAUGUGCAAUUCUUUUACUCCUUAUUCUCCUAGUUCUAACUAAAUGGAUGUAAUGUUA
Molecule: messenger RNA, 1127 nt
Organism: Zingiber officinale
Lineage: Eukaryota; Viridiplantae; Streptophyta; Magnoliopsida; Zingiberales; Zingiberaceae
Product: cycloartenol synthase-like
Exons: 6
Coding region: 150-1112 (320 amino acids)
Biological process (GO): triterpenoid biosynthetic process
Cellular component (GO): lipid droplet
Molecular function (GO): intramolecular transferase activity
Source: RefSeq, a predicted model, not a curated record